Molecule: messenger RNA, 6888 nt
Organism: Acanthopagrus latus (yellowfin seabream)
Lineage: Eukaryota; Metazoa; Chordata; Actinopteri; Spariformes; Sparidae
Gene: slc25a14
Product: solute carrier family 25 member 14
Exons: 9
Coding region: 201-1061 (286 amino acids)
Biological process (GO): mitochondrial transport
Cellular component (GO): mitochondrial membrane
Source: RefSeq, a predicted model, not a curated record
AGAGCGAGGCUGACUUCUGUGUAUUUGACAUUAGCUCAAAUGGGAGGCUAACAGCAGCGGAGAACUUUCUGCUUGUACUUCAGUCAAAGUCGAGCCGCGGAUAUCUGAAGUCAUGGAAAACCAAGUCAAAUAGCAGCUCGCACAUUUUUAUCGACACCACAGCGGGGCUGCAGCAGGUGGAAGCAGCCGCCGCCGAGGAGAUGGCCAGCUUGAACUGGAAGCCGUUCAUCUACGGCGGGAUGGCCUCGAUUGUCGCAGAAUUCGGGACGUUUCCCAUCGACCUGACUAAGACCCGGCUACAGGUCCAGGGUCAGUCCCAGUACACGGAGGUGCGCUACAGGGGCAUGUUCCACGCUCUGUUCAGGAUCGGCAAGGAGGAGGGCAUCCGGGCGCUCUACUCUGGGAUUUCUCCGGCCCUGCUGAGACAAGCAUCUUACGGGACAAUCAAGAUAGGAACCUACAACUCUCUGAAGAGGCUGUUUGUCACUCGUCCUGAAGACGAGACGAUGGUCAUCAACGUCUUCUGUGGUGUCGUGUCAGGAGUCCUGUCCUCGUCUCUGGCCAACCCCACCGACGUCCUCAAGAUCAGGAUGCAGGCGCAGGGCAGUCUGCUUCAAGGCAGUAUGAUGUCCAACUUCAUCAACAUCUACCAGACCGAGGGCACCAAAGGGCUGUGGAGAGGUGUCAUCCCCACAGCGCAGCGAGCCGCCAUUGUUGUCGGGGUGGAACUUCCUGUCUAUGACAUAACAAAGAAGCACCUCCUUCGCUCUGGAGUCAUGGGCGACACCAUUUUGACACAUUUCAUCUCAAGUUUCACGUGUGGCCUGGCCGGGGCGCUGGCCUCCAACCCCGUAGACGUGGUCCGGACCCGGAUGAUGAACCAGCGAGUGUUGACAGGAGGCCCCAUGUACAAAGGAACAGUGGACGGAGUGAUGCAGACGUGGAAGAACGAGGGCUUCUUUGCUCUCUACAAGGGAUUCUGGCCCAACUGGCUGCGACUCGGGCCGUGGAACAUCAUCUUCUUCAUCACCUUCGAGCAGCUGAAGAAACUCCCGUUUUAACAGCAGCAGGAAGUGCGACUUCCCUCGGACUGUGUCGGGCAGAUAAGAGGAGUGUGAGCACGGCAGCACCUGGAGUUUCAGCACCAGUAUAUUCACGCUCCUUCAGAUUCAUACCAAUGAUACGCUCCGGUAUCAGUCACCUUCUCACUCUCAUCCAGAUCUUAUGUUGACUUCUCUUUUUAUUGCAAAGUGUUUUAUUUACUGUUGCUGUUUUUAGGAUGAUUAUUCUCACUCUCAACCACCUUCGACACUCCGCAGGCAGCUAAAUGUUCAGUUGUAGCAGAAGACUGAAAGUUUGGAAGGUUUUAUUUCCUCGAGCUGACAAGUAAGACAGAUUUUACUUUGUUUUAAAUGACGAACACUCCAAUUGUUGCUCAGGAAAAACAUGGGAAAUUGAUUCAUUACAAGCCAGUGCGUUACAGAAAGUCUGUUCAGGUCUGCGUGGAUACACAGUUUGAGGAAGUUUGAUUUUAAAUUGAAUGACGUGUAGAAAUCCUGUUUUUCUGUGUUGGCGCUGCAUGAAACUCUGCUCUGGAAAUGUAAUGGUUGAAUGUUGAGGAAUUGCUCGUCAGACUAGAGAGUGACUGUUACAGUUCGUUACUGUACGGAGAGAGAACGACACGCCCCUGCUGAGGCAGUUAGCCCAUUUAGCAGUUCAGCUAAUGAGCUGCUCUGCGACCUUGUUGUGGCACUAUGAGAAGAAUGGGAUGGCUAGCUGGUUAGCAUGCUAACUUGAGUAGAGAUCUCUGCAGCGCAGUACACACAGAUCAGCGUCUUAUACACGUGUAUCUCUUCAUCUUUCAUCAUUUCUGAAUCAUUUCUUACUUGUUGCACCUUGAAGUGGGUCAGUUGCCAGAAAAUCACUCAACACAUAAACACGUUUUUGUUUUUUUUAACUAUUUAUUGUUUUUAGUUUGUUGUGGAAAAUCACAUGUAACAUGUUGGAACACAAACUCUGAACAUCUGAUCGUAAAGAGCCACUGAAGUUUUAUUAGAAACGAUCAGAGAUCUGAACCAAAGCCUCGUCUGACAAACCACAAAACAAACUUUGUUUUUCUCGUCUUCAUUUGUUUUGUUUUUAAGGAAAUAUUCACUUCAGCUCAGUCACUCCUGGUGAAGCAGUUUUUUGUUCUUCAUUUUUGCUGUAGAGACAUUUUAUAGAAGUAUAUAGAGUCAUUAUCAAUUAGUUCAGGUGUUCAUUUGAGGCCUUGUCCGCUGCUUUUACUGUUGCAUCCCUCGUUUGAGGGGAAGUCGUGGCAUGUGGAGAAAAGUGGCAGCUGAUGUGGAGACGAGGGCCUUUGUGCCAAAUUAGUUUUUCUACUGGGUGAAAUUUAUUUGCAGAUCAUUCUGACGGAGGUUCAGUUUCACAGCUGCUGUGAGUCUGAACGUCGUGUUUGAAUUCUCCACCAAAGCUCCUCCUGCUUUAAACACACCAAAAUGCAUCAUGUAUUAUUAUUAUUAUUAUUAUUAUUAUUAUGUAUAAAUCAUGAACGAUCUCUUCACACCUGCUUCAGAUUAUGUGCAAAUGAUAAUUUUCCCUCGUUGGAGCAGCUUCCUCACCAGGUGAACUCACUCCUGCAUCCACCUGCGUGUGUUGAUGUUGGAUAUUAUAUUUUAUCAGUAUUUUAAUAGUUAUUAGUUUAAUUUACCCAACGCUUCACGUUUAAGCCCUGUAUUAAGGUCCUUGUAGUGAGUGUUAUGUGUCAUGAGGCCCUAACGAGUCCUAUAGAAGCAUCUUUUAUUAAUCUUAAUAAAGCAACGAAGCUUCAUUAAGGUUUGAUAAGUGCGUCUCUUUAAGGACAUUUCUGUAACUUUGAUUAACCCUCCUGAGCACUUUAUAAGCUGUUGAGUUUCAUGUUAGUGUUUAUGAAAGUGUCCUGCUGUUACAUCAACACCUACAUGUUCUGAUUAACGUUAACAGGGCAGCCGGGCUCAUUAACUCGAACUACAGCGACCUUAAUAUAGAGCUUCUACUUCGUUUGGCUUGAUUGCUUCUGGUUUCUCGUCCCGUCAGCGACUUUCUCUUCAGCUUUGUAGCGCGUCGGCGUCACAGAACGGUCUGAAGACUGAAACGAGUCGUCUUCCGUUGUGGUGACACAAACCUGCUGGACUCUUGAAUACGCACAUUUAAACUAUUUAAUCAUUUGAAGCUUCACCAGCACUUGUACAUAUAAACUGCUGGUCCCAGGUCUGUACUGUAGUCUGCUUUUUAUUUGAGACUGUAAACCAGCUGGACUUUAUCUUGGUCAUAUGUUCAGUCUGUUUCACCUGCUUCUCAUGAUUUAAACCACUCAUGCUGGUCUUUUUGCCCUGAAGUGAAUCAGUUCAGCUGAUCUCACAACAUUGUUUUAACAUUGAUCCUGACGGCAGAAUCAGAAUCAGACUGAACUGAAUCUCUGACGGGAGGUAAAAUCUGCGUCAGUAAGAAGUUUGUUUGUCCUUGUCUUGAGCUGUUUCCACCUCUGAUGUUCUUGCAGCCGUGUGCAGCCGCUCCAGUUAGUUUCACAGUGUUGGAUUAGAGUGUGUUGAGGCCAGAGGUCUUCACAGGUCCUGAUCCGAAAAAGCACAAGAACUGAACCGGACCCAACGAUUGGCACCGAUUUCACAGCUGGUCCAUCUUAAUUGUCAGUGCACCUCUGAGUGACAGUGGAGGUCUUUGGAUGUGGGUUGAGGUAUUAAUGCAGCGUGUGAUGCCGACAGCAAAACAUAUUUUAGAAGGAACAGCUGAACAUGAAACUGUCGUGAUGUGUGCGCUACGUUUGGAACAUUUUGGAACGACAUUCCCUCGACUGCACCGUGUCCACUUUCCUGCACACAAGCUCAGCUGAUCUGCACUGUGUUACAGCUCAGAUCAGCUGUUGGGCUGAACCUCCAGCUGCUGUCUGACAGCGAUGUAUAAAACAUCAAAUGUUCACGCUGCAGCCAACAACAAGGGAAGAGUCGCCAGUGUAAAUGUCACAGCAUGGAGACGUGAGACUGAGUGGAAGUCUUUAACCCUGGUGUGUGUAUCAGAGUGAAUAUUAGAUGAUAAUAAUGAUGAUGAUAAUGAUAAUAAUGAAUAUUGAAGUCUGGUUCCUCGGGUUGUCUCGACCUGUGAAGACUCUGACUCUUACACUCUUACUCUUACAUGAGUGUGUUGAAGGGUGGAGCUGGUUUGAGAGGCUGCGUGUCCUGAGUGAGUGUGUUUGUAUUUCUGACAGAUUUCUGCCUUUCUGUGAUUUAAACUCGGUCCUGAGAGCUGCUCUGUUACAGUUUACGCCUCCAUCACCUCGUCACCACACAGUCUGUGGGGUUCGUUUCUCUUUAGUUUCUGUCGACAGGAUACGUUUGUCAUCGUCAACAAACCAGUUUCAAAUCAUUUCAGUGCAUUUGUGAGGACGUGUUUGUUACCUCUUCUUUCCUGAGCCAUUUAAAUGUCUGCUCACAGUUACACAAAGUACUCGAGUACAGCAGUAAGUUUCCCAGCAUCAACAGGAACAAUUCAUCUGUCAAACAUUUACUUCUGUAAACUUGUGCAGACAGACUCUAAUCUGCAGAGUGCAGAGUAAUCUGAGGUCCAGACCAACACGGACACUUCUGAAAACUGGUUUUAGGUUUUCGUCCACACUGAGGUGACAAAACUUUAACCUGCUGACGUCAGUUCACGUUUAUUUUCACUGUCGAUUAAUCUGAUUCAUUUUCUGGAUUGGUGGUUUAGUUGUUUUCUAAAAACUGUCAUAGAAAGAAACCAGAAAAUAUCCACAAGUAACAAGCUGACGUCAGAUUGUUGCAAAUGAUAAAAACUCUGAUUCCACCUUCUGGAAUAUAAAUCUGUACUGAUUUCUGUUUUUCUCAUCACAGAAAGUGGAAUAUUUACAUAUUUGAUCUGAGGACAUCGAGGUUCUGUGAAGUUCUGAUAGAACUUUGUCAGAGAAACAGUCGAUGUGAACUGAAGCCUGACUGACACGUCAACAGUGUUUUCAGUUGGAUCAUGAAGAUUUUGUCUGUUUUAUAAAGUUUUCACAUAAGUUACACUGGAAUGUGAAAUUUGAAGGGAUUUUGAUUUGGACCCGUCAGCAUGUUCAGCUGUAGUUACUGAAGCUGAUUGGUAAAGUUUCCUUCGUGCAUCCAGCAGCUUGUUUUGUGUUUUUUGCACGUGAGGUGAAUGUAAAUGAUAUCGUGACACUGAUGAACUGUGUCAACAACACGACGAGAGGCAGCAUCAUGUUUUCAUGCUCAAUAUUUUGGGUGAACUGACCCUUUAACGUGCCGGGCGGCUGCAGAGUGAUGCUCGCUGAAAAUGAUCCGACUUUUGUUCUUCGUUUCUUUUUUAAAUAAUCGUGUCGUUCAGGCUGUUUUCACUUCCUGUUGACGUCCUCUGUGAUUGUUUUGUAAAAAAAUUUAUUCUGUCAAAAUUAUUUUAAACCAUUUUGGGGAAUUUUAUGUUUUAAAGCUUUUCUGAGUUUUGUAAAAAUGUUAAAGAUUUCUGUUUUUUAUGUUGAUCGGACUCGACUGCAGAAUUAUUAAUCUAUUUAUUCAUCUGAUGCUUUGCUCCAUUCCUGCUGACGUUUCUUUACAAAGAUCAUUUUAUUUUGUGUUUUAAUCUGAACUAAGAGUCUGAAGUGUGUUGACCAAAUAUAUUUAAUUCAACCAGAGAGAAUUAAUAAACUUCCUCCCACAAGUGAAUCCACAAAUCGAGAUGAUUCUAUUGGAAUUAAUUUAAAUUACCACAAAAACUAGUUUUACCAGGAAUCCUGCGUCCAUGAUGUUGUUGUUGAUGACAUCCAGCCACUAGAUGAGUCGCUCCAGUCGUCACUGGUCGACUGCCUAACGAUGCUAACAUUAAUUAGCCAACAUUAGCACAGCCAUUUAAAAGAUAUAAUCCACAAACUGACAACUCGAGAGUGUAAACACAGAUUUUUUUUUUAUUCUGUUGGCUGACUGACACUGUUAGAAGCUCGACACAACAAUCAGUUUCAGAUUAUUAAUUCGCAAUCAUGAUGUUUUAAGGUGAAGACAGAUUUUAUUCUGCACCUUUCAAUAAAAUCUGUUAUUUUAAAACAUGAUUUAUUCAAAAAAUGUUAUCGAUACGACCUGGUUGGUGGUUAAUCUGACUCCUUCAUUCAUGACAGAAUAACGUUGCGUCAGUGUCCGCUGCCUCCUCUCGCUGUGACCUCUGACCUCGUUUUUAUUGUGAUAAAAGAGUUUGUGAUCAACAGGAGUCAGAAAGUAUUUUCCUCCUGACGACAGGAGAUGUGAUCAGGUUUCAUCUUUUCAGUCACCACACUGUUCCAUGUGUCAGAGAAACAGACAGGUGAGGCGCCUCCUUGCAGUCUGCUUUUCUACAUGUUUUGUUUUUUGCUGUUUUCUUCGGCUCCACUUCCUGUUUCACAUUAAACCAAACGGAAACACUGAUCGGAUUCAGAAGAUGUCGCCCACUGAUUUGUAUUCCAGUUAGCAUCAUUCCUCCUGAUCACAGAAACCUCUGCACACUUUGAUUUACCGGUUCGAUCGCUCAGUGACUCUUACAUGGAUUCAUCUAAAGGCCAAAGUUUUUCCCUCCUCUGGUUUUAAACUCCGUUGAGUGUGUAAACUGAAAACAGCUGAAGCAUCAUGGCGGCCGUCUGACAGGAGAAGAAAAGCUAGGAAUAUUUUUGUAAAUUUCUCUUCACUUCCUCUCAUCAUUUGCACUCUGCUGUGUCCCUGCUGUCUAUAACCUUUACGCUUGUUCACUUGAUACAUUUCUAUGGUGGAAGUUUUGAGAAUGUUUAGUUUUUCCUUUGACAGAAUGGGUUUGGCUUUCUAUAAAUUCAGUGUUCACUCAAAUAAAAUAUAUGCUGUGAUUGUU